AUGUCCGCAGAGGGUUCAGGUUCCUCGAUCCAAUAUUCUGCUCCAGCGCCCCAAAUGAGUAGUCAAGCUCCUGCUGGUUCAAAUGCUGCACCUAACUCGCAGCUUCCGGGACAUGCUUCAUUUAGAAGACAACGAGCUUCACGAGCUUGCCAAACAUGCCAUGCUCGAAAGGUACGAUGUGAUGCUGCGAGUCUAGGGGUGCCUUGCACAAAUUGCGUCGCCUUCUCCAUAGAAUGCAAGAUCCCAACGCCGAAACGAAAGAAGACGAAUAAUAAAAGCAAAGAUUCUGAUAGCGACCGAGGAGAAACGAUUGACGAACGAUCCCCUCAGAACCAUGAUUCCCCAAGUACCCAAACUACCAGGACCUCGAUCGGCUAUAACACGCAAGAUGGAACACCUGCGACUUCUCUCACGGAAGCGCAGGUUCGUCAGCGAGAUAAUGAUGAAAAUACCUACGCUCAAUUCAUGAAGCCUAAAUUCACCAGAGCGCCCAUAAAGGAGGCUGGAAGAGUAGCAUACCUAGGAGAAUCGUCGAAUUUGACGCUACUCGUACACGACCGACAUGGCAACGCAGAUGUUGUACAUUAUCCUUUACCAGAGAACAUCAGAGGAUCUAGGGCGAGGCUGACGGAAUUGGAUAACGUGGAAAUUGAUAUCCUACAUCAACGGGGAGCAUUUUUACUCCCUCCUAGGUCUCUUUGUGAUGAACUGGUGGAUGCAUAUUUCAAAUGGGUGGCUCCGAUUGUGCCUGUCAUCAAUCGGAAUAGAUUUAUGAGGCACUAUCGCGAUGCGAAAAAUCCUCCUUCGCUUUUGUUACUGCAGGCUAUCCUCCUGGCUGGAUCCAGGGUCUGUACAAAUCCCCAAUUAAUGGAUGCUAAUGGAUCGACGACUCCCGCUGCCUUGACAUUUUACAAGCGUGCGAAAGCACUCUACGACGCAAACUAUGAAGACGAUAGAGUUACGAUUGUACAAGCUUUGGUCUUGAUGGGAUGGUAUUGGGAGGGACCAGAAGAUGUAACGAAGAACGUAUUUUAUUGGAGCAGGGUUGCGACAAUUGUAGCACAAGGUUCAGGUAUGCAUAGGAGUGUUGAAGGUUCUGCGCUUAGCAAAGCCGACAAGAGGCUCUGGAAGCGAAUCUGGUGGACGCUAUUUACCCGUGAUCGAUCCGUUGCCGUUGCUCUUGGCCGCCCUGUGCAUAUAAAUACCGAUGACUCCGAUGUGGAGAUGGUUAGUGAGGAUGAUUUCGUCGAAGAUGAGACCGAUCAUCCCGCCGAAUACAUCCAAGAUCCUGUUCACGUCCAAUUUUUCCUUCAAUAUGUUAAGCUUUGCGAGAUUAUGGGAUUGGUUCUCUCGCAGCAAUAUAGUGUAGCUUCAAAGGCUCGACGGCAAAAUGCGAUCGACCUCACGCACAGCGAUAUGGCAUUGGCAGAUUGGCUAUCUCAUUGUCCUAAGGAGGUAUAUUGGGAAAUGCCUCGACAUCAAUUUUGGGCAGCCUUAUUACAUUCCAAUUACUACACAACACUCUGCUUGUUACAUAGAGCGCAUAUGCCACCCGCUACUACACAGAGAGGUAAUUAUGAGGAAAAUGUAUAUCCAUCUCGAACUAUCGCAUUUCAAGCUGCAGGAAUGAUUACGUCCAUCAUCGAGAACUUAUCGGCGCAUGAUGAGCUACGAUACUGUCCAGCGUUUAUCGUGUAUAGUUUAUUCUCUGCAUUGAUUAUGCAUGUUCAUCAGAUGCGAUCCUCAGUACCAUCCAUCGUUGCAGCUACCCAAGAGCGGAUGCGAGUUUGUAUGAAUGGCUUGAAGGAUGUAUCAAGAGUUUGGCUCGUGGCCAAGAUGGUCUAUACGCUAUUUGAGUCGAUCUUGGGUAAUAAGGUACUCGAGGAACGUCUUCAGAAAGCUGCUGGAAAACGACACAAACGUAUGGUACAAAGCAUCAGCGAGGGCCUUAAUCAGGCUAAGAACGAAUCCCAGAAGAGAAAAUAUGAUGAUAUGUCACUGGAUUUCGCUGUGGGCAGUGGACCUGCGCCACAAGAAUCGUAUGAGAGAUCCAGACCACAAACACCAAGUCAAGGUUAUAAUUCAUCAUCGAUGCCUGCACCACCACCUAUUACAUCUCCAAAUCAGCGACAGAAUCGAGAUACGUUCAUGGGAGGUUCUAAUUCUCGUCCUCACACACGUCCACCUACACCUUUCAACCCCUCAUACUCCGUCCCAGCUACGCCCCCGGAUCUCUAUCUUGUUACUAGAAACUCCCCAAACAUAUCACAAUCUCUCUGGGAGAACUUUCAACUAGAUCAGUUGUUCCCUGAAGGUGGUCCUAGUUUGAACAAUAUUCAAUUAUCCCCACCAAGCCAUCCCAACCUUGAUCCAAAUCUCAUGCCUCACUUAGGUGCACCUCAGCCCCCAAUCCCAAAUCCAAAUCAAUCAAAUCAAUUGCCUCAACGCAUGCAACGAGGACAACCUGGAAUGAGUGGUAGUCCAAUUCAAGGUGGUGGAAUGCUUCCAACUGGAGUUCCUCCUAAUUAUAACAUGGGCCAAGGUAUGUGGCAGCAAGGCUUUGAGCAACCAAUGCAUGAACCUCAAGGCCAAAGCCCCAGUGAUACCUGGAGUAAUAGUUCUGCACAAGCUGUUCCUACAACUUUAAAUGUGGAAGAUUGGUUUCAAUUUUUCGGCAUUAAUGGGGAUUUGACUGGUAUGAAUGGCGAUGUCCCACUCGCUUGA
This is a messenger RNA of Botrytis porri, 2724 nucleotides long. RefSeq lists its product as uncharacterized. Gene Ontology annotation, biological process: DNA-templated transcription; regulation of DNA-templated transcription. Gene Ontology annotation, molecular function: zinc ion binding; DNA binding; DNA-binding transcription factor activity, RNA polymerase II-specific. The transcript has 6 exons. NCBI's taxonomy places the organism in Eukaryota, Fungi, Ascomycota, Leotiomycetes, Helotiales, Sclerotiniaceae. The record is from RefSeq and is a predicted model, not a curated record. Bases 1 to 2724 code for a protein of 907 amino acids.